Messenger RNA from Vairimorpha ceranae, 435 nucleotides. RefSeq names its product putative transposase-like protein. NCBI's taxonomy places the organism in Eukaryota, Fungi, Microsporidia, Nosematidae. Bases 1 to 435 code for a protein of 144 amino acids. The record is from RefSeq and is a predicted model, not a curated record. The transcript has a single exon.
AUGGUUAAAAUAGGUGGAGAAGGUAUUAGGGUGCAGUUUGACGAAACGGCUAUCUGUAAUGGGGAGUUAAUAUCUAACCCAUCUAGUACCCUAGACAACAAACCUAAUGUACAAUGGUUAGUAGGAGGUAUAGAAGGAACAAACUGUAGGAAUUUUGUUCUAAAGCUUGUUCCUAACAGAAAGGUUCCGACUAUGCUAGACAUGUUUGAAGAACAUGUUGUACCCGGAUCUAUCAUUGUUACCGAUGGUUACCCAGCUUACCCCAGGGCUGUUACUGAAUUUGGAUCUUGCCAUGAAGUGGUAAACCACUCUGUUGGGUUUGUUAAUGCUCAAGGAGCACAUACUAAUCAAAUUGAAAGCCUGUGUCACAUCUUAAGCAUGCCUAUCGAAAACGUGGAGGUAUUAAUAAAAGGAGAAUUAAUUUUUUUCAAAUAA